CUAACCACAUCUCCAGACCAAAUCCAAGCAAUGGAAGCUCUGUUUGCCAGCUAAUAUAUAUAUACCCUUCCCGGAAUUUUCCACAAAUCUUUCUUUUUUUUCUUUUCCAGAUUUCUUUUCUUGCUUCCUUCCUCGGCCUUAUUUCUCUUCGUUCUCACCUUCUUCCUCUGUUCUUGAUCCUAACUUUUUCCAAACUCCCAACUUGCUCCCAUAUUUCACUGAUUCCUUCUGAUUUUCUUGCCUCGGAGCUUAUCUUGUUUCUUGAUCCCCCUUCUUGGAUCUUUUUUCUCCUUCUCCCCUCAAUUUCUUGGAUUCUUUCUCCCCUUCUUCAUCUCUUUCUUUUUAACUCCCUUUCGCCAUGGCUUGCUUCGGCUUGUUUAAGAAGAAGGCCAAGAACAGGUCGGGGCAGAGCCCGGCGACUACAUCGGCGCUUCCGUCGAAUGUCAGCACAAGUAGGUCGGAUGAUUCGGCUGCCGCGAAACAUCCAAGCAAGUCUUCGGCCUCGACGUCGUCGCCGCGCAGCAUUCCAGCCAUGUACGAAGAGAGAGCUCAUAUUUUGCGUGUUUUCGAGCUUGAUGAGCUGAGGAACGCGACCAAUGAUUUCAAUAGGAUGCUUAAGCUGGGAGAAGGCGGGUUCGGGGGUGUUUAUAAGGGUUUUAUCAAGCCCUUGGAUGGGAAGGGGGAUCGGAUCGCGGUGGCGGUCAAGAAACUCAACCAGCAUGGCCUGCAGGGGCACAAGCAAUGGUUGGCGGAAGUUCAAUUUCUUGGAGUUGUUGAGCACCCAAAUCUUGUAAAACUUAUUGGAUAUUGUGCCGUAGAUAGUGAAAGAGGGAUCCAGAGAUUGUUGGUCUACGAAUUCAUGCCUAAUAAGAGUUUAGAAGAUCAUUUGUUCAACAGGAAUUAUCCUGCUCUUUCGUGGAAUUUAAGACUGCAGAUAGCCUUGGGUGCAGCAGAAGGAUUGGCAUAUCUGCAUGAAGGGUUAGAAAUUCAGGUGAUAUAUCGGGAUUUCAAAGCAUCUAAUGUGCUACUAGAUAAGGAAUUCAAGCCAAAGUUGUCAGAUUUUGGCCUAGUAAGGGAAGGACCAACAGAAGGGAACACUCAUGUCUCUACAGCGCCUGUGGGGACUUACGGGUAUGCUGCCCCAGACUACAUUGAGACUGGUCAUCUCACGAUUGAGAGUGAUGUCUGGAGUUUUGGAGUAGUGUUGUAUGAAAUCCUUACAGGCAGGCGGACAUACGAAAGAAAUCGCCCACAAAAUGAACAGAAGCUUUUGGAAUGGGUGAAGCAAUUUCCUGCGGAGAGUAGGAGGUUUAGCAUGAUUAUGGAUCCGAGACUAAGAAAUCAGUAUUCUCUGAAAGCUGCACGUGAAGUUGCGAAGUUAGCAAACAGUUGUCUCGUCAAGAACCGAAAAGACCGUCCAAAGAUGAGGGAGGUUGUAGAAUGCUUGAAGCAAGCCAUUCAAAUGAAUUUAAUGGAAGAACAUCCUUCAGCAGCCCGCUUGGACAAGCAGAAGAGACCUGAGUCUUCAAGAAGGUGACCAUUUUGCUAGGCUGGGGGAGGGGAUGAAUAUGGUUUGUAAGAGAUUUUUUUUUUUUCUUUUUCUUUUUUCUUUUGUGGCAGUGCAGCUGUCUAUCCAACAUCUUAAUAUUAUUUCAGAGUGCAUUAAGAUAAUAAGGUGGAAUGGACUUAACGCCAGAUUCUUUGAGUAUGUAAAUUGGAAGAUAUCAGCUUGCUUCUUUGAAAUUUACUCUUUGAUGAAAUGUUAUUUGUCCUAAAAUUAAUGUGCAGUCAAGAUUGCACAAGAAAAAAGGAUGGGUCAAUAAAGCUUCAGUUCAUUUAA
Messenger RNA from Phoenix dactylifera (date palm), 1840 nucleotides. RefSeq names its product putative serine/threonine-protein kinase PBL19. Gene Ontology annotation, biological process: protein phosphorylation. The record is from RefSeq and is a predicted model, not a curated record. Gene Ontology annotation, molecular function: ATP binding; protein kinase activity. Lineage: Eukaryota; Viridiplantae; Streptophyta; Magnoliopsida; Arecales; Arecaceae.